AUGAAGGCGAAUGUGGGAUAUUAUCAGAAACUCGUGCAACAAACGUCCGGCCGAAGUAACUCCAUUGUCUCCGAAAUUGAACGUGACCUUCAUCGUUCCCUCCCCGAGCAUCCGGCCUACCACACUGAGGAGGGCUUGGGCGCCCUGCGUCGCGUCCUCACAGCCUAUGCUUACAGAAAUCCCAAUGUUGGAAUAUCAUGUUGCUACAAUUGCUGCAAUAGUGAUAACGACGACAAGGAAAAGGAUCCUGAUCCUGCUGACGAUGGUCGGUUUGAAAAUAGAAGCGGUAGUUAG
Dibothriocephalus latus is the source of this 294-nucleotide messenger RNA. The record is from the annotation of a GenBank genome assembly. Lineage: Eukaryota; Metazoa; Platyhelminthes; Cestoda; Diphyllobothriidea; Diphyllobothriidae.